This is a messenger RNA of Gossypium raimondii (Peruvian cotton), 1336 nucleotides long. RefSeq names its product homeobox-leucine zipper protein ATHB-12. Gene Ontology annotation, molecular function: DNA-binding transcription factor activity, RNA polymerase II-specific; sequence-specific DNA binding. The coding region runs from base 220 to 1197 and encodes 325 amino acids. The record is from RefSeq and is a predicted model, not a curated record. The transcript is spliced from 2 exons. Lineage: Eukaryota; Viridiplantae; Streptophyta; Magnoliopsida; Malvales; Malvaceae. Gene Ontology annotation, cellular component: nucleus. Gene Ontology annotation, biological process: positive regulation of DNA-templated transcription.
CGUGUUCUAAUCAUCAUUAUCAUAAUCCAUAUUUGGGUGUGAAAAUAACUAUUUUUUUUUGUUUGUUUAUUUGUUCUUCUUUUUUCUUUAAUAGCAGAAACAAAUUUUACAGAAACUUUUUUAUGUUUUAGGAACCUAGAUCCCAUAUCAUGAAAUGGAGAGACCCCAUGCAAGUCCCCCAUAGCCAAUCACGUUACGACAUGUCACUUCUCGAGACAAAUGGCCAAUCCAUGUCAUUUGAGAGAGAAAUCCACAAGGGUGUCCAACCGGUUCCCGAUAAAGCAUCAACAAGAGGUAUUUUCCCCAUCAAAACCGGCUUCAGAUCAAGUUCAGGCCCACCCCUCGGAUACCCUCUCCACCACUUAUAGGCACAUCGUUUCCGAAUCAUAUAUUAUGUUUAUAUACACCCUAGCUCUCCUCCAUCUUAGUUUGCUUCACACUCUCUGCCCUGUAAUAAUAUACCAUACCAUGUUGGCAAAUAAAGAGCAGCUCCACACUGCGGCGGUGAAGAUGGAACUUGGUUUAUCAGGUUUAGAUCACCUGGAUAUGCGCCACCACCCUAUUACAAAUAUUAAAUCCAGCAAUAGGAACAAGAGAAGAUUCAGUGAUGAACAAAUCAGGUCACUUGAAGUCAUGUUCGAGUCGGACUCGAGACCAGAGUCACUGAUAAAACAGCAGCUAGCUAAUGAGCUUGGACUACAGCCUCGACAGAUUGCCAUCUGGUUCCAGAAUAGGAGAGCUAGAUCAAAAGCUAAGCAAAUUGAGCGAGAUUACAACGUUUUGAAAGAGAGUUAUGAUGCUCUUUCUUCUAGCUAUGAAUCCUUGAAACGAGAAAAUCAAGCCUUACGUAUCCAGCUGCAAAAACUGAAGGGUCAGCUUGAAAUGGAACAUGAAAACCAACAACACUGUGGACCAAACAGAGCAGAUGAAAACAGUGGUAAUGCCAAACCCGAGAAUGGGAGUACUAUACUCGACACAAACGAGAAGGUUACCAUCCUAUUCGAAGGAUAUGACCGUUUGCUUCCAUGCGAUGACAAUAGCAGAAAUGUCGAGAGCAAGGACGGAGAUAGGGUGGCUCUGGACAUGAUAGAAGCAACCAAUGGUUCCUUGACUUCAUCAGAAAAAUGGUGCCGCUUCGAGUCCAAUUGUUUCCUAGACGAGUCAAGUUGUAGUUCAAACUGGUGGGAGUACUGGUGAUGUUGAAUGAGAUUCAAAAGCCCACCAACCGAAUUGCAUCUGAAAUUUUGAUCCUCUACAUAUACAUCUACACAUACAUACAUAUAUAUAUCAUCGUGUGCCUAUAAACCAAUGAUGCAUGCACUUCGUGUUCUCUUUC